This is a messenger RNA of Electrophorus electricus (electric eel), 4685 nucleotides long. The record is from RefSeq and is a predicted model, not a curated record. Lineage: Eukaryota; Metazoa; Chordata; Actinopteri; Gymnotiformes; Gymnotidae.
CUGAUCUCCUGAUGGAAUUCUUGGUGGAACUUUCUGUGGCCAAAGUCAAGACAUAGUUUCUUUUCAAAUAUGGUGUUUAUAAUGCCGGGGCUUCUAGUUCUCUUCUUUUGAAACUAUAUAUCUAUCUAUCUAUAUAUCUGAAGAAGAUUCUCGGUGAGUAACUGCAGUGUACUCUACUAAGAGAUGUAGAGGUUUUCAAAAUUGUACUAAAGUACAUUUUCCAGAGAAACGGAAUGUUUCAGACAGAGGUCCUUCAUCGGCUGUGCAAGCAAAGUACUUCUGAAUUAGCAGUAGAAGGAGCUAGUUUAUAUACAAAAAAGUAAAUGUUUAAAUGAUAACAUUCAUUCUAGGGGGUUCCUAACCCUAACCACAUAUGGCAGCAAUGAAAUAAGGAAACUCAGUUGUCCUCUAUACUCUUGGAACUUUAGAACCCUGUGCAAUGAAUGCUAUGAUCUUAAUGACAUCGGUCUCAAGAGUCAUAUGUGUGUCUGUCCUACUAGUCACGGUACAUUGCCUGUAAGAUUUUAUUCCCGCGAAGAUAUUGUAGUUCUUCGUGGUAACUUGGUACACCGGCUGUCUUGUUCUUUGGGAGAACGGAUGUAACGGAUGUAAACGUCACCGAUUGAUGGAAGUGAUUCCAACCCCCCCCAAGUGCUAAAGCGCAUUCGUUGUUAUUACGCCUGACGUUAUUACGCCUGACGUAAUAACAAUGACAGGUCUCGCCACCUACACGUAAAGCAUGCGGCGUCGUUAUAUUUGGGCUAAACCAUUCACCCUUCGUGUAGAAUGAGGGUAUCUGUUUUUACAUUUUGCAUUCAGUAUUCGUGUGUAAGCUUAUUUGUGGCAUGGCUAAAACAUAUAUACGACAAGACGGGUCUAAAUUAUCAGAGGGGGAGCGGAUGAGCUGAUUUCUUUAGCCCUAUCUUGAUCGUAUAUUUCAAUAUCCGUCCGUCCUCCCCUAUUCGUAAAUGGUUUAUCUUAACAAAUGACGAAUCAUUGCAGGUUGGUAGUAGAAGAGUCUGUAUUCAUGGUCGGAAUGUAACAGACGAACUUUAAAUGCAGAUAUUUUUUCUGAGUUUUGCGUUUAUUGUGGACUAACCGAACUGCCAUUUGACGGUCGGGUGUUUUCUGUAUCUUAUAAUUAUGCCAUGUAAGAUUUUAGUUUAGUUCAUCUUCGGUCUCGAACACUUUCGGAUUGUGUUACAAUGUAUCCGGCAAGGCGCUGUUCUUCGUUGAUUCAGAGGGAUUUCGCCACAAUUUGUCUGUCAUCUCUGAAGACUUCACCAAAAAAGUCUGAACAGUGGAGGAAUACAGUUGCUCCGGUUUUAAAACGCUGUCAUUCUACUUGUGGAGACCUGGCGGUCUGUUCACAAAUUAAGACAAGUAGUUCAUCGCCAGGCCUCAACUCCGUAGAAGUGUGUCCAAUGGGCAUUGGCAGCAGUAGGCUCUUCAGCACUCUGGCUCAGUCUCUGAGCAGAACACCGCAGGAACACGCACACAUGGACGCCGAGGAGUGUGAGCCUGAGCAAGCUGACCCGGACGUGCUCCUGCGUCAGUGUGGGGAGGUCCUGAGGAGCCGGCCCCCACGGCCGCACAGAGACUUCAUCCAGACCAGUGCUGGAAGCCCACACCACUUGCGCGUCCGCGUCAUGCAGUGGAAUAUUCUAGCACAAGCUCUAGGUGAGGGCAAGGACGCCUUUGUGUGCUGCCCAGUGGAAGCACUGAACUGGUCUGAGAGGAAGUACCUCAUCCUGGAGGAGAUCCUGACCUACAGACCAGACAUCCUGUGCUUGCAAGAGGUGGACCACUACUAUGACACCUUCCUGCCAGUGCUGUCCAGCCUAGGCUACCAGGGCAGCUUCUGCCCCAAGCCGUGCUCACCGUGCCUGGACGUGCGUGACAACAACGGCCCAGACGGCUGUGCGCUGUUCUUCAGUCGCCGGCGCUUCCAGCUGCUCCGUGUCAGUCACCUGCGCCUCGCCGCCGUCAUGAUCAAGACCAACCAGGUGGCCAUUGUGGCAACACUGCAGUGCAGGGCCACGGGCCGGGUUUUCUGCGUGGCCGUCACCCACCUGAAGGCACGGAGCGGCUGGGAGGCCUUCCGUGGGGCCCAGGGCUCGCACCUCCUCCAGCAGCUGAAGGCCAUCAGCGAGUAUGGGUGUGAGGAGCGGACAGAGGGGGCAGAAGGUGUGCCGUUGGUGGUGUGUGGGGACUUCAACGCAGAGCCUGGGGAGGAGGUGUACCAGCGGUUCAUGGCCUCACCGCUGGGGCUGGAUAGCGCCUACCGACGGCUAAGUGCGGAUGGUAGCACGGAGCCGGCCUACACCAGCUGGAAGAUCCGUCCAAGUGGAGAGAGCCGCUCCACACUCGACUACAUCUGGUAUUCAAGCAACAGCCUAAGUGUGGAUGGCGUGCUGACCAUGCCCAGUGAGGAGCAGAUUGGCCCAAACCGCCUGCCCUCAUACCACUACCCCUCUGACCACCUCUCAUUGGUCUGUGACCUCAGCCUCAUCCAGGAACCCCAUAGGCUCAUGUAGCUGUCAAUCAAUGCAGAUCACUCCAGUUGGGUUUCAUAGCAGCUCAGGACAUUCUCUGUGUCGUUGUGUGCAAAUGCUUAAAUUUGCAUGAAAGAAUGUGAAAGUGAAUGCUUCAUGUUACAGCACAAUUAUAGCCCUUGUCCUAACAGGCAUGAAAGAACCUCAGAUGCAUGAAGAUAGAGACUGAACAUGUGUCGCUGUCACUAAAGAUGUGCAAUAUUCUAUAAUUUAUUCAGCAAAGAUGAAAGAUAUGAUCUCAGGAAGGCAGACCUAAGAGGGGAAGCUGUUCCAGGUAUCCUACCUGCUAUAUGUCCAUUUGUUUCACUGUAAUUGCUUAUUGCAUGUCACUCACUGGUACUGCAAAGCUGCUUCAUUAUUUUAGAAAUAUAUCUUCUGUCUCUUUAAUGAUAUCAUUUUUUAAACUGGUCCAUAAUGCCUUCUAAAAUUACACAUGGCCCAUGGUAGGCAUCUAGGGUCUGUUUACCAUCACAUAUCUUACCCGUGUUUUGUUGUUUCUGGCCCCUUAUAAUAAGCCACCAGCUUGGCAAGGUGCAUGUGAAGCAGAACCCUGUGGGGGGGGUAAUCUCUGCAGUAGUCCGCAUCCUUAUGUCCAGGCAAACCGCAAAGUUGUACUCGUGUUCCUGUCUGGCGGCAGGGUUCGAUCCAGACAUUGCAAAAUUGUUUAAAGCUCUGUUAAAUCUACAGCACUAAAACAAACAACUACUACUAAUCUGUUUAAUUAGACAUGCAGUUUGAUCAUGCUACAUUCAUUUAUCAAACAAUAUCGCAUUGUUAAAAUCCAGAUUUUUCUGCAUAUUCCUUUAGCCCAUGUCCUUCAUGCUGUUCUGAACACAUGCCCUCUGAAAGAGACAGGAAUCUUCAUUCUGCAGAUUAGCAAUGUGAAUUGCUGACCCCAUAAUCCAGUUAUGGACUCACUCACUCUGAGCUCUCAGUGUUUCUUGGAGAGAUGUCUUGUGUACAGUACCUCUGUAGAUUUACACAAAUUUACGAAGGAAACCCCCAAGCAAUAAUAUAAGCAGCCAGAUCUGUUGCUGAGUGGAAGUGGGCUUCUUGUAUUAGGUGCUCAAGUACUGCACAGCCAAUAGUACUGAAUGCAGUCCCAUACAUAAUGGUAAGGUGGAGCUCAUUUUGACGUGACGACACACUGCGCUGUUAGCGCACCGUGAAAGGACAGGAGCUCCAGUAGCUGUGGCCCUGCUCCUCCUUGUAUGGACCUACCUGUGCAAUUAGCCGUAGGCAUUAAAAGCUGAAGGUAGCCAGACAGCAAAAAAGCAAAUUUCUGUGAGAACAGAACCUCCUAAAAACAUGCUUGUGGCAAAACUGUGAGUUUCCUGGCCUCUAGGGAGAGCACAUGGAUAUGACAGUGGCUGGUGAGUGAAGGAUGUGGAGGCACCAGCAAUCUGUGAGUCUGUCCCCAACUAUUAAUUUCCAUAAAUACAAAUCACGUCUAUGAACACAUCUGCAUAAUGGAGUUUCCUAAAUGAUGAUGAAUAUGGCAUAACCAAGAACUGGUUACCUAGUUCAUGGAUCUGGACAAGAUCCACUCCUAUAGCUUUUAUGUCUGCUAAUACAAAGAAAAUUGUUACAUCUAUGCACAUGAUUACAAAAGGUAUGAGAAAACACAACUUUGUCAUCUGGGGGCAUUAGUCAGAUGCACAGAUAAAAUGCCAAACUUUGGUUGGUUGUUAAAUGGCAGGGUUUAGGAACCCCAAGAACGGAUGAGCAGCAGCACGGCCUGAGGAGGGUUGGCCACUGGCAGGUUUCACACGAGACGUUCAGUUAGGGAGGGGAACAAAACAAAAAACCAGAAAGUCCAUCUGUUUGCAUAAUCAUGUCCUCUAUAUUUAAAUCUACUUGAGUACAAGUUUGGAUAGGAGUACAACAAAAUAUAUGCUUCAAAUAUUGAAUAUUCAAUAUAGCUUAAUCCAAACAGAGACACGCUUUAUCUCCCUUUUGUUUUUUUACACAAGGGUGAAAUAACGAGAAAGACAUGGGUAACAGGUGCAGUGAGGGUAAAUGCACCAAAAAGGAAAGGCAUCUAAGUGCAGACAGUGAAAUGAUUAAGGGCUGUGACAUUUUAUCAGCCUUCUAACGACACGGCUGCUUUUCAAACUGUAAAAAAAAAAA